Molecule: messenger RNA, 2678 nt
Organism: Drosophila willistoni
Lineage: Eukaryota; Metazoa; Arthropoda; Insecta; Diptera; Drosophilidae
Product: endoplasmic reticulum metallopeptidase 1
Exons: 7
Coding region: 44-2647 (867 amino acids)
Biological process (GO): proteolysis
Molecular function (GO): metalloexopeptidase activity
Source: RefSeq, a predicted model, not a curated record
GUUCUACAAUACUAAGCCAAGUCGCGUGUAAUUUUUUGAAAAGAUGACUUUUGACAUUAUUGACAUUACACCCGAAAAGGAUGGCCUCAAGUCGAGAAUCAAAAAAUGGCCAUGGUAUGGUGCUCCAAUCUUUGCCAGCAUUUGUUUUGCUCUCUUCUAUGCGGCAGUUGUUCCCAGCUUCUAUUCGUAUCCCACCAUGUUGUAUACGAGUAAUGAGGACCAGCAUGUGGAUGAGUUUAUUGGCGAAAGAGCUAUGAGCCAAUUGGCAGAAUAUUCAGCCAUUGGCAAUAAGAUGACUGGUUCGAUUGCCAAUGAAGUGUACACGGUGAACUUUUUGCUACGCGAACUUGGGGCAAUUGUGGCAGAUGCUCGCACUGAUCUGUACGAUAUCGAGGUGGAAAUGCAAUAUUCUUCAGGCUCAUUUUUCCUCUGGAGCAUGGCCAUGAGCUAUUCGAAUCUCUCAAAUGUUGUGGUGAAAAUCACUCAAAAAACCAAUCCAAAUGACAAUUAUUUGCUUGUGAAUUCCCAUUACGAUUCGGAGGUGACUACACCGGGAGCUGCGGAUGAUGGUGUCAUGGUGGUUAUUAUGCUGGAGACUCUGCGAGUGAUAUCCAAAUCGGAAAAACCUCUUGCACAUCCCGUUGUAUUUCUCUUCAAUGGUGCAGAAGAGGCCAAUAUGUUGGGCUCACAUGGUUUUAUCACUCAACACAGAUGGGCUCCCAAUUGCAAAGCCCUUGUGAACUUGGAUUCAACUGGUGCUGGUGGACGUGAGGUUCUUUUCCAAACUGGACCCCAUCAUCCUUGGCUGGCCAAGUACUAUAAGGCCAGUGCAAAGCAUCCCUUUGGCACUACUGUGGCUGAGGAGCUAUUCCAGAAUAAUUUCAUACCCUCCGACACGGACUUUCGCAUCUUUCGCGAUUAUGGCAAUGUGCCUGGUCUGGAUAUGGCCCAUGUGGUAAAUGGUUAUGUCUAUCACACGAAAUAUGAUAAUUUCAAAAACUUGGAACGAGGCACAUAUCAAACGACUGGCGAUAAUGUCUUGGCUUUGGUGUGGGCUUUGGCCAAUGCCCCAGAACUGGAUGAUACUACAGCCCAUGAAGAGGGUCAUAUGGUUUACUAUGAUUUUGUUGGUUGGUUUAUGGUUGCCUACACCGAAUCGGCAAGUGUGGCCAUCAAUAUUGUUGUCUCCAUUUGUGCUCUGAUCGCCAUUGGCAUUUCCCUGUUCAUGAUGACCAGAGAUAAUGCUGCCGAUGCCCCAAAAGCUUUAUUCGUACGAUUUGGUGUGAUCUUCCUAGUACAACUAUUGACAAUUGGAGUGGCUUGUGGACUUACUAUCCUAGUGGCUGUCUUUAUGCAGGGAGUGGGUCUUGCUGAGAGUUGGUACUAUCAGAUAUGGAUGACCUUUGGCUUGUAUUUCUGUACUCUGUUCUUUGUCAUGGGUCUGUUGCCGGCAUUUUAUAUUGGCUGGACAAAGGGCAAAACAAAUUUAAAAUUGGAUCAACUGAUUGCCUGUUUCAUGCAUGCCCAUUGUGUGAUUAUGGUUUUGAUUUGCAUAAUUGCCACCAGUCUGGGUGUGCGUUCCGCAUUUCUACCCAUGAUUGGCAUAUUCUUUUACACGAUAUCGAUAAUUAUUCAGGUUAUAUUGAAAUUGACCGUGAAAAAGAGUUAUUUUGUCACCGUUAAUUUGAUAUGCCAGAUAUUGCCAUACAUAUACUAUACCUACACAUGCUAUGUGGUUUUGGUGGUCUUUGUUCCUAUGCAGGGCAGAGAUGGUCCCGAUAGUUCACCGGAUUUGCAAAUAUCUCUCUUUAUAAUACUCAUGACUUUGCAUUUUGCUGGAUUUACGAUUCCCGUGAUGCACAAGUUUAGAAAAUCAAAGACUGCCUUUUCGAUGUUUGGUGUAUUGACUAUUAUAUUUAUUAUAUUAGCAGCGACACCAGCUGGUUUCCCCUUCAAAAAGGAUGUGGCAGCUCAGCGUUAUUAUGUUUUGCACACUGAACGCGUGUUCCAUACUUUGAACAAUGGAACCACAACGGAUUCUGGCUUCUAUAUACAACCAGUAGAAAGACGACUUCAUGAGCUAGACGACACUACUUUAAAAGCUGCUCGUCCCAAAGGCUGGAUCGAUGAGUAUUGCCAAUCUGAACCCUUCUGUGGUUUACCUCUAUAUAGCGGUCGCUGGUUGGAUUGGAAGGACUCUGCCCAUUGGAUCGACUCAUCGGCACCAGAGUUUCCCAUAGCCAUAGAUCUUACAGUGGCAAAAAAUCUUAAUGUUCAAAAUCAAAUAGGCUAUAAUUUCACUUUAAAGGCAAGUGAUCGUGUUAUGAUCUUUAUACAACCGACUGAUGGUGUUAAAGUUGUUGAUUGGUCCUUUGAUCGAACACCUCUGGAUGAAGGACACGAACCACCCUAUUUUAUGUAUCAUUGUUAUGCCUUUGUCGAAGAACCCUUGGAGUUUUGGGUCCAAUUGGAUUAUUCAGAGGCGAAUGUAGCGGAAGGUGAAGCCUAUUUCAAGAUGGUGGUAUCCGAACAUUUUCUAUAUCACAAGGAUAACUAUACAACAGACUUUAGAGAAUUCUUGGAUACUUUUCCCGAUUGGACUUAUACCACAGAUUGGUUUACAUCCUAUCACAGUUGGGAGCUUUGAAUACGAUUUGUGAAUACUUAAUAAAUAAUUU